Messenger RNA from Alnus glutinosa, 1733 nucleotides. RefSeq names its product UPF0481 protein At3g47200-like. The coding region runs from base 41 to 1525 and encodes 494 amino acids. The record is from RefSeq and is a predicted model, not a curated record. The transcript is spliced from 2 exons. NCBI's taxonomy places the organism in Eukaryota, Viridiplantae, Streptophyta, Magnoliopsida, Fagales, Betulaceae.
UUUCUUGCAAGCCAAUUUUGCAGAACAAUAAACUUAAAGGAUGGUAAAGAUCCUGGGCCUCUGCGCUAGCGCUGGUCGUUUUAGGGAACCUGAAUGUGAGGACGUUCCACCUCCGAAGCAAUCAGACUGUUGUAUCUGCAUAACCAGCCGCUUCAAAGGACCUGAACGUGAGAAUGUUGUCAUUAACAUUCCAUCUUCGGAUCAGGAGGAGUCGGAAUGCUGUAUCUACAGGGUUCCCAAGCAACUACGCAAGAUAAAUAAAGAAGCCUACACACCUAAACAUGUUUCAAUAGGCCCCUUUCAUCACCGCCAAAAAGAAUUGAGUGGCAUGGAAAUUCACAAACAAAGAUAUUCUGAUUAUUUCUUUCAACGGCCGACGCUGAAGAAGAGCAAGGAGGAUCUUCAAAAGAUCAUUGAAGACAACGAAGAAAAAAUCCGCAAUUGCUAUUCAGAUAACUGUAGACUCAAAAGCGAAGACUUUGUAAAGAUGAUUCUAUUGGAUGCUAUCUUUAUAAUUGAACUCUUCCUAAGGAAAUGGGGCAAUAAAAUGGAUUACAUAUCAAGGAAGCCAUGGCUAGAAGUUGGUAUAAAACAUGACUUGAUAUUACUUGAAAAUCAGCUUCCUUUUUUUGUUCUUGAGGACUUAUAUAUGUCUUCCGGUUGCAACCAUUGUGAAGAAGGCGAGCAAAUUGAUGAACACAAAAUGGGCCUGAAGGAAGAUGAAUCAAAUGACGCUCUGGACUUUGUCAAGCUUUCUCUCAAUUAUUUUUCUGAUCAACAUGGAAUCGGUGAGGAAGUAACUAAAACACCCAUCAGUGAGAAAGUAAAACAUUUCACAGAUUUGCUAAGAUAUUUGUUUUGUUCAUCAAUACCGAAACUUUUUCGUACUAAUCAAGGACCUUUGUAUCCUCUAUAUUGUGCCAAAGAGCUUGAUCAUGCAGGAUUGAAAUUCAAAGCGGCUGCUGAAAAAAGAAAAUUACUUGAGAUACAAUUCCAUCAGAAUAGCUAUUGGUGCUUCAAUUGCUCAUGCCUCCUUUCUUGCUUACCAUGCUUUAAAUGUUUUCCGUUCUUGGAGAGUAUGCAGUGUAUCUUGGAAGUACCACCCUUUCAGAUUCACGACGAUACUGAAGGUAUUUUUCGAAACCUGAUGGCCUUGGAGCAGUCGCAUUAUCCAUAUAAUGCUUACAUAUGCAAUUAUGUUGUGCUAUUGGACUAUCUUAUCAACACUGAAGAAGAUGUGGAUUUACUUACUAAAAAGAAGGUCAUUGUUAACAUGCUUGGUAGCAAUGCCGCAGUGGCGACUCUAAUUAACAAACUCUCCGAUCAGAUUACGGAAGCUAGAUCAUGUUACCAUGAUAUCGCUCAAAACCUUAAUGACCACUAUGAGUUACCUCUCAACCAAAUAUUGGCAACCCUAACAAGAGAGUAUUUCCCUAAUAUUUUUAGAGGCACAGCAACUAUUGUUGGACUAAUUGUCCUGGGUUUCACUUUCUGGAGUUUCAUUAAGUCUUUUGUCCACGUGUAGAUUUGAAGUAUGUAUGGUUUAGUGUUUGUUGGAAUGCUUUGCUUUUAGUUGCAAUGAUGCAUAUAUGGCAUCUGAACUUAAUUGUAAUCCUAUUUAGCUUGCGAGAUAUCCUCCCCGUCUUAAUAUAUGGCUUGUAAUCUUCAACUUUGUAAGUGGUUUAUGAUAUUUCAGCAAUAAAAAUUGUGGCAAGUCUGUGUGUUUGAGCAUC